Messenger RNA from Physeter macrocephalus (sperm whale), 2564 nucleotides. It is a transcript of the gene ATXN7L2, whose product is annotated as ataxin 7 like 2. Lineage: Eukaryota; Metazoa; Chordata; Mammalia; Artiodactyla; Physeteridae. Bases 1 to 2310 code for a protein of 769 amino acids. The transcript is spliced from 12 exons. The record is from RefSeq and is a predicted model, not a curated record.
AUGGCGGUGCGUGAACGCGCGGCGGCAGCAAUGGCCGCUCUGGAGCGGCGGGUGCCGAGUCUCGAUGACUUCGCGGGACAGAGCUGGAGCUCGUGGGUGGAGCGGGCCGAGCUGCCCGCGGCCGACGGGGCUGAGUUGGAGGAGAGUAACAAAAACCUGAAGAAGUUGGAUGCCAUGACCCUCAUUAAAGAAGACAUGUCCAUCUUCGGGCACUGCCCUGCCCAUGACGACUUCUAUUUGGUUGUAUGUAACCAUUGCAGCCAAGUGGUGAAGCCUCAAGCUUUCCAGAAGCACUGCGAAAGAAGACAUGGGCCGCUCAGCAAGCUUUACGCCCGGGCCCCACCCCCACCUCCAGCCCCUGCCAGCUCUCAGAAAUGCCAUGUAGUGAACGGUCAGGGCCCAGCUUGUAGGGCCCCAGGUUCCACCAAAACCUCCUCCAGGGAGAAGGGCCAGGGGUCCCGGAGCCGUGGCCACCAGCCUCCUGAGAAGACCCAGAAGGACAACCUCUGCCUUUUCGUGCCUGUGGUGAAUCUGGAAAAGAUGUCCAGUCUCCCGAAGCCCGAUGGACACGGAAUCAGGGUGGCUCCACCCUCUGCUUUCCUCAGCCAGCCGGCUGGCCUCACCAAGGACUCCCCUGGAAAAAACCCCAUGGCAUCCCCUUCUAAAGAACUUCCUGGCAGGGGGAGCAUCGAGAUAACCCCCAGCGAGGGCCCCAGUCACCGGGCUGAAGGCAGCCCGUCUGAAAAGGAGCCUGGUGGGGCCAGGCUGCCCCCUAAAGCCCACCGGAAGAUGGCUCGGAAGGAGUGCGACCUCAACAGGCAGUGUGGGGUAAUAAAUCCAGAGACCAAAAAGAUCUGUACCCGCCUGCUGACCUGCAAGAUCCACUCCGUGCACCAGCGCAGGGAAGUCCAGGGCCGAGCCAAGGACUUUGACGUGCUGGUGGCAGAGCUGAAGGCCAACUCCCGCAAAGGGGAGUCUCCCAAGGAGAAGAGCCCAGGGCGCAAGGAGGCAGCUCUUGAGCGCCCCUCCCAGGAGCCCCCCUCCUCAGUCCAGGUUGUGGCAGCAGUGGCUGCUCCCAGCAGCACCUUCUCUGCUCGUGCCAAGCAGACCUACCCAUACUGUGCACUGCCCAGGUCCCGGGCGUCCUCUGAGAGUGAGUUGGAUGAUGAAGGCCCUUGUGGUGGUGUUGGGGACCCAGGCCUGUUCCCCUUCCCCCUGCCCCGGGGUGGUGCCCAGGCCUCCAGCGAGGAGAGUGAGGAGGAGGGGACAUCUGAUGACCUCCACCUCCCCACUGACUGCCAUUAUGCAACCCGGCCCCCUCGGCCGCAGGCGUUCUGCACCUUUGGGAGCCGGCUGGUGAGUCCAGGAUGCUAUGUGUUUAGCCGCCGGCUGGACAGGUUCUGCUCGGCACUGAGCUCUAUGCUGGAACGGCACCUCAGCUCACACAUGUGGAAGAAGAUCCCCCCGGCGGCUGAGCCUCCAUCCCACCUUGUCAGCUCCCCGCCAUCUGCUCCCCUGAGCCCAUCCUCUGCGGGCAGUUGCCCCCGCCUUCCAGGCCCACCCCCCAGACCCGCCUGCCCAGCCUCCACGCCCCCCACCAAGGACAGUCUUGGCCCCGGCUACCCUGCAGGCUCCCCCAGCGUGGCAGCCGCCUGCAGCCAGGCGGAGUGCAUGGGCGGGAGCCAGGCUAUCACCUCACCACUGCCUGCCAACACACCUUCCCCGUCCUUCAGCAAGCUCCCACCUUCCAAGGCCAGCAAGUCAUCCAAAGGCAAGGACGGGCUCGAGGUGGAGGCUCCUUCUCGAAAGCGAAAGUUAUCCCCUGGGCCCGCCACUUUCAAACGGACCUGCAUCCUGGAGCCCACUGGAAAAGGCAAACCCUCUGGCUGCCGGGGCCUCUCGGCCAAGACUAAAACAGGCCUGGGCAUGGGGCUUAAUGGGACGGUGGAGCCGAGAGUGAAGCGGGCAGGGCCCCUGGACUGUCGGGGUUCCCCUCAUCAGCCCCCCACGCCAGUCAAGGCUUCUCAGCUGGACAACCAGGGAGCGGCUGGACACCCGGCCAAGGCCCUGCCGACCAACUGCCUCUCUGAGGAGGAGGUAGCCAAGAAGCGGAAAAACCUGGCCACUUACUGCCGGCCAGUGAAGGCCAAGCACUGCCAGGCUGGUGCUCCUGCCGACGCGGCCUGCUCUGUGCGCCGCAAGAAACCGGGUCCGGCCCUGGCCUUUGAGGAGAAGUGUUCUACACUGAAGGACUUGGAGCUACCUCUGUUCCCUGAAGGAGAGGAAGCUGGACUCCAUGAGCUCAGAUAAGAAAGUCAAAAGCCCAUUAACGAGAAAGUGCCUGCCCACUGCGAUGGAGCCGCCAGCACCUCCUCCCCUCCAGAUCCGGGCCCCAGGCUGCUGCCGCUUUUUAUAACUUUAUAUUAUUUUUUUUAAGAAAAAAAAACUCUUUAAAAUACCUCAAGACUGUCUCCCUGUUCUGUUGCUGCUAAGAAAAUAUAAAAACAGAAACGUAGAAAAGGAAGGAAAGAAAUGUAACAAAAUGAGUGUCCUUACUGUCCCCA